Cuscuta campestris is the source of this 1967-nucleotide messenger RNA. The record is from the annotation of a GenBank genome assembly. Lineage: Eukaryota; Viridiplantae; Streptophyta; Magnoliopsida; Solanales; Convolvulaceae.
CUGAAGCUCCAUCAUCUGAUUUUAAAACCAGCCGAAACCUUAGAUUCAAAUUCAAAACCCAAUCGAAGGUAUUUGAGCUUUUUCACUCAUUCUACAAUAACAAUUUCUGCAUCUCGGAUUAUGGAAGUAGAAAGUUUCAUUUAUGGUUCGAUUUUGACACCAUCAAAUGGAUCUUGGAUUCAAUGUCCCUCCUUUCCAAACGGAAAUGGUGGAAAACUUCACUGACUGAGGAUAAUAGAAGAAUAGAGCUCAGCCUGGGUUCAAAUUACAAAGGAUACUACAUCAAGAUCUUAGAGAGAAGGAGAGAGGGUAAGAGGUUUUUAAUCAUUCCCUUUGACUCAAACAAGGAUGGACCGAAACUUUUCAUCAGGGCACUCUCCUCCUUUAUCCACAGAGCUUUUGUAUCAAAGCCAACAGUGGAUGGCAAGGUUCAAAUAUCCUCAAAUUCUCUCACAGAACUCAAAGAACCCCAGGCUCUUUUCGAGACUGCUCUCUUGGUAAAUGGCACACCAACACUGCCAAAUUCAAAGGAGAAUGAGGACCUAGAUUUUCAUGCCCCUUUGAUAGAGGGCAGAGAUGCAGAGGGACAAUUGGUGUUAUAUAAGGGAGAAACAAAAAAUUGCAACACCUUUAACGAUUUGUUUCCACCACUAUCAAAAAGUUUCUUAUCUCCUUUUGCAUCCUCAUUUGUACCUCUUUCAUAUAACAAGUUUGCUGUUCUACACAAGGAUAUGGACCGGGAGUCAUUACGCUUGGAGGAUGAGGAUCCUUUUUCAAAGCUGAAUGACCAAAGCUUGGUUUUAUACCUUAAUGCAGUGGAAGAUCACACAAAGGAAAGGGAAGGGCCCAUUCUCUACACACAUUCAGAGGGAGAGGACUUAGUUUUCAUUGACUCUAUGCUUAAGCCUCUUCAGAUUGACCUCUCAAGAUUCCCCAAGCACCCUUUAUAUCUUCACAAGGAACUCAAGGGAAGAAAGACUUAUUCCCCUUCACAAAUUGUGACACGAAGCAAGGCCAAAUUACUAGCACAAGGUAGAAGGAUCACACCAAUAGGAUGGGAAGAGGAGCAAGACCUAGCUGAUCCCCUGUCUCAUGAGGAUGAGGUAAUAAGUUUUUUCAAGCUCUGCUGUCCAAACAAAAAAGAAGAUCCUAUCCCUCCUAAAAAGCCUAUGACCAAAACGGCUGUUCUGGUGGUUUUUCUGUAUAGUUUGCUCCAUUUAGAUUGGCGUGAUUUCUCAAAUGAAAAUUGGGAAAUAUCUAGAUACGAUGGGGAUUUUUCUGUCAAAGUUUCUUGGGAUUCAAAUCGUUUUGGACAUUUUGCACGCCUAGUGUCAAAAACAGGGUCUUCGCCUAAUCAAAUUAUCAUUCCUGCUGGUUUCUAUUUAGAAGGGCUAAAACUUUUCAGUAAGGGCCUAUCUAAACUGUUGAGGAACUCGAAUGGGUUAAGUAAUCACCUGCCACAGCUACUGCCCAUUGAUUUUCAAGAAGGUCUUGGGUUGGUUAAAGUUUGCAAUGAUGAGGGGUGGAGAUGCUACCAUGGAGUUCAAUCUGCUGCUAUAUGUGAUGAAGAACGGAAUAAUUAUGAAAGUAGGCUAGUUGUUGACCUCACUAUGGAGAAAGAGAUGGAAUGUUUGCAAAGGCCCAAACCAUUGGCAAAGCCCAGCAGGAAGACGGCCAAGCCUAACUUCGUCAAGGCCCACUUGACGGAACCAGGACAAAUGACCAACAAAGAGCGCCUCGGCAGCACUGCGCACUCGGCCCCGGCAGGGUUGGUCAUCCUCGGAGCAACCACGGCCGGCCCUCCAUCCAGAGGCUUCCGAAGGCAAGUCAGGCGCUCGGCCUCGGCCACGAGCAGCGGCAGACCAGAUCUAGGCGAGGGAGCCGGCCUGGUCAGGAUCAAGGGGCCCACGAUUAGACUCCUGCCAUGCCUCUAGAAGAGUUGCUAUAGCCACCCUACUUGUAACCUA